AUGGCUUCCGCGUUAUCCCCCCGUUUCCAACAAGUCUUUCCGCCUCCCAUGGACGAUGUGUACAUGGAUCAGAUGGAUCUGAAAACCCUCUACCGUUUCUCUUGGACUUGCAAGGAGCUAAACAACCGCGUUUCGGGCUAUAUGCACUGCGCCUUCCGUCCCGAAAAUUUAUUUGCUCCUAUCUUCAAACCCGAUGAACAUUUGCCAUUUCGUCUUCUCCAGUUCAAGACUGGCCUAGUUAUUUCAGGUUCCACCGUUUUGCAUUUUAUCAAUCGUGCUAAUACAUGGAUUCCGGGUGACAUGGACAUGUAUGUUGAGCACAGAUAUGCACUUCCCGUUCUUUCCUGGAUGAUGUCCAUUGGAUUUACCAUCAUGCCGCAUCCCAAAUAUCCGGACAACGCCACGGCGGAACAAAUUUUGAAAAUGGAAAAAAUCGUCCUUCAGGAACAUCCUCUUCAUCGACAUUACAAUACCACCGGAGUGGUCAUUAACCUAUGGCGCCAAGGUUCUUUUGUCCAACUGAUUACGACUUGUCAAUCGGUGGUAGAGUGCAUUUUGGGGUAUCAUAGCACCGGCGUCAUGAAUUUUGUUACCUUUGAGAAGGUGUACAGCUUGUAUCCAAAUGCUACCUUUGGACAUCAAGUCUCUCUGUUGCAACCUCCUGCCGACCUCAAGCGCGCGCAAAAAUUUCUUGCAAAAUAUCAUUCCCGUGGCUUGAAAUUUGUUCUUUCCAUUCUAUUGCAAACUUUGAAAAUGGACUGCCAUAUCCGAAGCAGGAUACAGUCUAUCAGGGACAACUUAAAUGUUGGAUAUAGUUCAUCUCGUGGUCAUGUUCUCGUUGAGCUGCAUUACGAUCCUUGUCCAGAGUUGUUCUCUCCUGGGAUUAGACGGGUUGGCGACAGGCAUUGUUGGGUUUAUUCUUUGCCUCUUUUACCCAAAGCAAAUCAGACUUCCUUUAUUGAAGCCAAUUCAUAG
Psilocybe cubensis is the source of this 975-nucleotide messenger RNA. RefSeq lists its product as uncharacterized. NCBI's taxonomy places the organism in Eukaryota, Fungi, Basidiomycota, Agaricomycetes, Agaricales, Agrocybaceae. The transcript has 3 exons. The record is from RefSeq and is a predicted model, not a curated record. The coding region runs from base 1 to 975 and encodes 324 amino acids.